UUUCAGGGUUGAGUGAGGCAUCAAGUUAACUGAUCUAGCAUACAUUAUGAUUUAGGGGCCAGCUGAAAUCAUGUAAGAUAGAAGACAAAGAACACUAUUGAUUUUCUAUCACAAAAGCUAGAGCACUAUAAGUUGAGAGAUUUUCCAAAGACGAAGAGCUGCUUAGAUGAAAAGAUAAGGUCGUGUUAUUGAUUUACGUGAAGUGGUGGAGUGAAGGAAUCUUCGUAAUGCAUUGAUGUUAAAUUUUCCUGGAGCAAGAAAAGCAGUGACUUUUUAUCAAGAGUGAUAAAAGAAUGUCAAGAACCACAAAAAAAACACCAUCAUAUUGACAGAAUUCAACACUUUUAAAGUCUUUUCAACAACAAGAAACUACAGCCAUCACAUUCCUAUGUUUGGUUAAUGCCACUCUAAGCUUUACAGUGAAAGAACUUUAGGAAAAAAUUCCUGCAGAAAAGUUUGGAUUUUUUCCAGGUCACCGGAAGCAAGCUGUUAUAUAGCGACGGAUGAAAAUUAUCGUGAACUUAAAUUCUGAAAGACUGAACCAGAAAUUGGACCUGUGAGUUUGUAUAUUUUAAACAUCCACAGUUAAACUACAUCAAGAUCAGGUAAAUUAAAGGAAAAUUACCAAACUGACAUUUUCACACCUGAAUGAUAGGAGGAAACUGUGAAGUAAACUAGACACACUAAAGGAUAAAUAUUCUGUAAUUCCAAUAACAUUUGAGGAACUGCUUGGAAAAUUUACUGAUUACUCUUCAACACUGCAUGAGACCAGACAUACCCUUUGAGUGCCUCACCUGAGUACUUGAUCUGAUUAAAUCUCCUGUGACAAAUGCUGCCAUGAUAAGAUCACAAGAUGAUAAAGAUGAUAUUGUGGCUGAGUAUUUUCCUGAUAUUGCAGACAGUUGAAGGAAUUCUCUAUUCUGGAGUUGUUCUUCCAAACGACCCAUAUGUUUUCAUCGGCCACGAGCUCAGAUUGUUUUGUAACAUCACAGAAGCUGUACCAGAAACAUCCACAUCACUCUAUUUCACCAAAAGUAACAACGUUUUCCCAAGCAGCCGCAUACAAAUCCUAAGUAGUCGAAGUAUCCAACUAAUACUGCCGAUUUAUUCUCCCAGUGACAAAGGAAAUUAUGUGUGCAAGCUAAAUAAAACCAGGGGCAAUGUUCAAGUGGUUGGGAACCAGAUAGUGAGUGUAGAAUAUGAACCCAAUCAAGUAAAGGAUAUAACAUGUACAGUAUACAACUGGGAGAGGAUGACUUGUUCCUGGGAUCUAGGGGUCAAUUAUGUCCAUCUAAACCAUAUUGAUGUCCAGUUAGUAUGGACAGUCAAAGGUGGGCAGCAGUCUGAUUGUCCCCAUAAGACAUUGAACUCGUGUAAUUGGAAACCUAACGAUGGUCUGGAUAGUUUUCGACCAGAUAUGCUGUAUUACAUGGUUAUCAUUGUCAGAAAUACCAAAACAGGAAAUGAAACCAAGUCCAAAGUAUUCCAGAAACAGACAAAUAAAAUAGUAAAACCCAAUAGUGUUUCAAACUUAAAGGCCUCUCAGAACAGCACAUGCCUUCACUUAGAAUGGAAUCACAGCAGAACAGAAGACAAAAUUUAUAGGAUACAGUAUCAGUCUAGAUGGGAAAUCUCAUGGAAGGUUUUGAGUUUAGGCGAUGUUAAUAUGAAGACUAUCUGCAACUUAGUUCCUAACACAGAAUACACUGUAAAGAUAGCAUGUAAACCAUUUUGGGAUGGAUUCUGGAGUGAUGAAGUAGAAACUACUAUAAAAUUGGAUGAUGAUGUGCCAGGAGCAGCACCUGAGGUCCAGCCUGGAGGUUUUGUAGAGAAACUGUGUAGUUUCCAGGAUUGUCGUGUUAUCACUGUUUACUGGAGGCCCAUAAUGGAUAGACUAACAAAUGGAGAGAUAUCCAACUACAAGAUUACAUCACAGGAUAUUGACAAACAAAGAUCUCCUGAGGAAACAUUUACUGGUACCAAGACAUCAGGACAACUUAUGUUGAUGUCGGGAACAGAUUAUCUUAUUGAUAUCCAGGGAGAGACAAAGAAAGGAUUAUCACCACACAGAGCCAGUAUUCUUAUUCUGGGAAAAGACAGAAAACCACCAUACCCAGAUCAUUUCCUAGUGGAAGCAGAGCAGGCGGCCACAUAUACCAACAAUCUUUUUCGUUUACAUAUUAAGUGGCACCAACCAAAGACAUCACAACAAAUACUUGGUUAUACACUGUUUUGGUGUAAAGGUUCUCAUAGUGAUUACACCUGUCUGGAACCAAUAAAGUGGGCUGUUUUAAAAGGAAACCAGAGAAAAUAUACCAGAACUGUCAACAAAGAUGAAUUGAGAAGUUUAAUAUUUGGUAUCUCCAUGGAAACUGUUCACCCAACAGGAGAUACUGUCAGCAGUGGUAUUUUGUGGAAUGAAUGCAUUUUUAUGCAAAAUGAAAAACCUCAAUUGGCUCCAAAGAAUGUACGAGUUCUAUCAUUGGUUGAAGACAACAGUGUGCAAGUAGAAUGGGAUAAAUUUACAUGUACAGAAAUGGGUGGAUAUAUCACAAAGUUUGCUGUGUUUUAUUGUGAAUCAGUGAAGGGUCAAAAUUGUAGUGGCACAUACCAGUUUGUAAAUGUAAAUGGACAUGAUACUAGUGUAGUUCUCAAAGACAUGUCACCUAAAGCUACAUAUAGAGUGUGGGUUCAGGCUAUGACUAGUGGUGGCGUAGGUCCAGAAUCUGACCCAGUCUACACAACUAUUCCAGUUACUGGUAUCUCCUUGACAACAAAUGAAAUAGCUGGGAUUUCCUUGUCUAUUCUGGUUGUUGUUCUUCUAGCUUUGAUUGGAUUUAUCUGCGUUUUUAGAAGAUGUAGGAGGGCACACAAACCAUAUGACAUCAUUUUACCCAACGUAAUUUUUAGAUGUUAUAAAAAAGAAGCGAAAGAUCCACAAAAUGAAGCAGACGACUUACUCAGUGGCUUACAAAGGGUUCCAUUGCCUCAUAUUCCAAUGAUAAGACCUAGUUCUAAGACAUCCCAGUCACCUGACUCAGAUGAUGACAUAUAUUCAAAGAUUCCUGAUCUGCCACCGUCACCAUCAUCGCCAACAACUCCAGAGUCUAUGUCUAUUGAUAUGCCACUUAUACAAAGUGGUAUGGGCUCUCAAAAGGGUUUAUAUGGAAAAGGAGGAAAGAAUUAUGUCCGAUUUCCAGAGGGCAGUAGAACAAGUAUGGUAUCACUGUUCUCACGUCUACAGUUCCCUAGAAAUAGUAUGGAUUCCAGAGAAUCACAUUACCAUGACAACAAAACUCUUAGUUCAUUUAGACCUCGACCUCAAAGAAGUUCGGGUGUUUCAGGUAGUGCUGAUGUUUUAUCUAGUGUUGUGUCGCCAUAUAGUUGUGUUGACAUUGUGAAAUGUCCAAACUCGGAAAAAAUUCCACGUAAACAUCUGCCAUUUAGCAAACCAUGUCAUAGUGUAGGCAGUAUGGUGGAUGACCCCACUUAUGAUGAGACGAACAAUCUAUCCAUAUUAUCUAAUAAGAUAGUGACUCAACCUCCCUGUGCUCUUGAUUCAGGAGAUUCAAGGGAGCAUUUUAAUAUAAAAUUACCUCUUGAUCGGAGAAAGCAUGAUCAUUUUAAUGAGGAUACAUUGAAAAGUUGUACUUCCAAUGAGAUUAAUUCAGCUUUGGAGGAUGAUCAAACACAAGAUUCGAAUGAAUCUCAUGAAACUGAUGACAAACAAAUCACAUCAUAUGUUCAAGACGCGGGACAGUUUGCCGAAGCUGACAAUUCUGUUUUCAGUCCUCCUGAUAGUAACGGUUACGUGCAUGAACCAUGCCAAAAAUGUUCAAACAAUAAUGACAUCAAAAUGAUUAAUGGGUACAUCCCGACAGAAAAUAUAACACAACUUCUUCCUAAUCCGAACAUUGUUGUAGAUAAAGAAGAAGCAACGUAUAAAAAAGAACUAAACAUUAAACCGGGUCCGCGGCCUGUAAGUGAAGUCAUUAAUGUUCCUGCUCACUUUUAUGGUUCAUUGUCAUUGUUAGACGCAGGAACAGCGACAGAGCUUUAAUCUUGUAUACUGCUUCUGACUUAAAAGAUCUUUCUAUUUCCUUGUGUAAUGUUUAGUUUAAAGUGCUAUAUAAGAAAUUCUACUUGUACCAAAAUUAUGAAAUUAUUUUUUUUGAAGAUACUUUGAUAACUGUCUGCAUAAGAUGCGGAUACAAUUAUGUAUGUUAUAAUACAAAAGACUUCUGUGUUAGAUAUUAAGUUUUAAUAAUUUGUGUAUAUUAUUUGUUUUUAUUGAACUAAAGUAUUAAAAAUUAUCAAUAAAAAAAGAUGUGUUUUACUUUAAAAUCAAAAUUUGUAAAAAAUAAAAAUAUUUGUUGAAAUAUAUUUAAAUAAGAUAUUUCUAGUUUUACUUUAACUUAUAUAUGUGUAAAUACAAGAAUUUUCGUAAAUUAGGUCAAAGUAAUUCUAUGUUGCAUAGAGUUACUGAUAAUGUUAUUUUUUCUAAAUAAGGAUUAUUAUUUUAUAUCACACGUGACACCUGUUCUUUUUACUAACUCUGUAAAUUCCGAAUUUGACCUAGUCGCUUAUUAUUGUCAUAAUGUUUAACAGGAAAACAUUGACCUAUUGACCUUCCUGCUAAUUUUCUUUUAAAUUACUUGUAAAAUUCCCAGCAGAAUAUUGGUAAAGUUAGGUCAGUAGGUCAAAAGUAAUAAAAAUUUAAAUAGCAAUAACUUGUAUAAUCGGAGGUUGAUAGAUACUUUGCUAAUUAUAGUACAAUGAUAUAUAUUUAAAAAAAUGAUAUGUUUUAAAACAGACUGUUCAUCAAAAUAUUUCAUUAUUUAAAAAGUUACAAGUGUUUAUGGAGAAGGGAAAAAAAACAUUUAUCAUUUUAAUUGCAAAUCAAAUAGAAAUAAGAAAAUCCACUUUAACUUCAAAUUUAUAGAUAUGUUACCAUUUAAGAGUGUAAUAAGGAAGAUUUGCUUUAUUUAUGUUUAUAUGUUCUUGGUUGUGAUUAUCUACAAAGACAUUCCUCAUGGGACCAUUGUUUAUAUGUUACUUCAUGAAAACUAAAUUAUGGUGAAGUGCUGAUGAAGGUUUUUUUAUAGUAUAUUAUUGUCAGCUUUGAUAUGCUUUACCAUGUUUACCUUCAAUAUAUAUUUAAAUGUCAUGAAGUUAUUUUUUGAAAUGUUGAAUGAAUAAUUAUAAAGAAAUUAAGAAGUUUUUACAUAUUGAAAGAAUUGUAUUCUGUAAAUGAGGUUUUUACUGAAGAUCUGAAGAGUAUUUUUUCUUGUAAUGAACAUUUAUUUUCAUUAUGUAAGAUUUAAUGCAUCCUAUAUAUACAUCUUAAUAUUUCCUUGUUAAAUACAUUUUACUUCUUACAUUUUCUUUCCAUUUGAAAUAUAAAGGAUAGCAUAAACUCAACCAGUGUUUGCCAAAUUCACCAAUAACUUGCAAUGAACUGUUUAACCUCUGGAUUUUUUUUCAACCAAGAAAACUAAAUGCAAUA
This is a messenger RNA of Mytilus trossulus (common blue mussel), 5506 nucleotides long. Its product is annotated as interleukin-6 receptor subunit beta-like. Gene Ontology annotation, biological process: cytokine-mediated signaling pathway. The coding region runs from base 854 to 4060 and encodes 1068 amino acids. Gene Ontology annotation, cellular component: signaling receptor complex; external side of plasma membrane. Lineage: Eukaryota; Metazoa; Mollusca; Bivalvia; Mytilida; Mytilidae. The transcript has 23 exons. The record is from RefSeq and is a predicted model, not a curated record. Gene Ontology annotation, molecular function: cytokine binding; cytokine receptor activity.